Molecule: messenger RNA, 1878 nt
Organism: Ostrinia furnacalis (Asian corn borer)
Lineage: Eukaryota; Metazoa; Arthropoda; Insecta; Lepidoptera; Crambidae
Product: short-chain specific acyl-CoA dehydrogenase, mitochondrial
Exons: 9
Coding region: 321-1553 (410 amino acids)
Biological process (GO): fatty acid beta-oxidation using acyl-CoA dehydrogenase; butyrate catabolic process
Cellular component (GO): mitochondrion
Molecular function (GO): flavin adenine dinucleotide binding; short-chain fatty acyl-CoA dehydrogenase activity
Source: RefSeq, a predicted model, not a curated record
AUUCCUUUGGAAACACCUAUUGUAUUUAUGUUCAAAGUCAAAGUUAUGUUUAAAAGGGCAGAUACUAAAAACAUAUUGAAAUCAAGGUUAUAAGGUUCAUAAUAGUCAGUAAUACGUGCACUACAAAUCAUUAGAAUUUUGUGAAGUUAUCGUAUGCACGCCGCCGCCAUCCAAAACAACGAAAUACACGCUGAAAUCCAGUUUUCGGAUGACCUUGUUCACUAUCAUUAUCGCCCAUUGACAUACUAUCUUAUUUGUUAUAUGUGACUUGUCCCAUUCGAGGCGUAUUUUUUCAAUAAGCACAGUUGUUAUCGGCAGCAAUGGCAUCUGGUGCGCUCUUGAAAUCCACCAGAUUAGGCCUAUCAUGGCCAGGCGCCAAGGCAGUGGCUUCUCAGUGCCGCACCUUCACCAGCCAGCUGACAGAGCAGCAGAAAUCUAUCCAGGAGCUGGCCCGUACCUUCACCAAUGAACACUUGAAGCCAAACGCUUCUCGCCUGGAUCUCCAGGGCCGGUACCCAUUUGAACAGCUAAAACAACUCACAAAACUUGGCCUGAUGGGCGCCAAUGUAGACGAGGAAUACGGCGGGCUAGGUCUCGACUACCUCUCUCUCACAGUAGCCAUCGAAGAGCUGUCUCGUGGUUGCGCCAGCACCGGAAUGAUCCUGUCCAUCCACAACUUCUUGUACGCCAACCUGGUCAACGAGAGAGGAACACCAGAACAAAAGGAGAAGUUCUUGUGUGAUUUCACUAAGGGUUCCAUUGGAUGCUUCGCGUUGAGCGAGCCUGACGCUGGCAGUGACGUCGCCAACAUCAAGACUAUAGCGAAGUCCGACGGCGACCACUGGAUUCUGAGCGGCAAGAAGAGCUGGGUCACGUCCGCCAUUGAAGGCUCCGCGACCGUCGUGUUCGCGACCGUCAACCCUGAGCUCAGGCAUAAAGGAAUCGCGUGUUUCCUUGUCCCGCUGGACGCUGAAGGCGUGUUCAGAGGCAAGAAGGAGCCGUUGAUGGGCGUCAGCGUGUCUUACAGGGCUGCGACCGCGUGCGACAUCACCCUGGAUGAAGUGAGGAUUCCGAAGAGUUAUAUGGUGGGAGAACCAGGGGAAGGCUUCCGGAUAGCCAUGGAGCAGCUGGAUCAAGGAAGGAUUGGGAUAGCUGCUCAUGCUGUUGGCAUCGCACAAGCGGCUUUGGAUACAGCCAUGGAGUACGCCAAGGAGAGAGAGGCUUUUGGAAAAAUCCUUACAAGACUGCCGUCAGUCAAGGACCGCCUAACCGACAUGUGUAUCCUCGUCGAAACAGCGCGUCUUCUCACGUACCGCGCGGCAACUCACGUGUGUACGAAAAACAGCGCAAUGGCGAAAUACGUGGCGGGACGUAACGCCGCCGCUGUGGCCGAUCAUUGCGUGCAGAUCAUGGGCGGCCGCGGGCUGUCAACCAACUAUAACGCCGAGAGGCACUUCAGGGACGCCCGCGGUACGCAGAUCUACGGUGGUGUGACCGACAUUCAGAAACGCCUCGUCGGUCACUACCUACUCAAGGAACACGGCGCCCUAUGAUGCGGCACGGACGAUAGAACGAUAAGUUGCGACUGAUGUAUACCUAAAUAUCUACAUCGAUAAAAUAUCAGUAUCUAAACACUCAAGAUAUAAUGUGCAUCGUGCAUAUUGAUUUAAAUGCGUAAUAUUUAUACAGGUGAAUGCGCUUCGAAUGGACAACUUUAAAAUGAACGCUUUAUUCAACUUUUAUGUGUCAAACGACUCAAUCUUUAUUUUAUUUUCAUAAUUCUACCAUAUACAGGGUGUUAGGUAAAUGGGUAUAUGAGCCGACACUAGCCCAUGUUAACAUGGUCAUAUAAAUGGUAUGGUGAAGUCAGAAAUUUAU